Messenger RNA from Vombatus ursinus (common wombat), 2157 nucleotides. RefSeq names its product autophagy related 5 (gene ATG5). Lineage: Eukaryota; Metazoa; Chordata; Mammalia; Diprotodontia; Vombatidae. The coding region runs from base 266 to 1093 and encodes 275 amino acids. The transcript has 8 exons. Gene Ontology annotation, cellular component: phagophore assembly site membrane; cytoplasm; Atg12-Atg5-Atg16 complex. The record is from RefSeq and is a predicted model, not a curated record. Gene Ontology annotation, biological process: autophagy of mitochondrion; C-terminal protein lipidation; nucleophagy.
AUCUCCCAGUGCCGCCGAGGACUGGAGCUGCAGUGGGGGCCUGACGGUCCGGACUGUCGCUUUGCCGGUGUGAACCUCAGAGUUUCCGGGAGGGCCCUAAUACGGAAGUGGCCCCCGUUGUGGGGGUCCCCCCCCACUUCCCCCUUUCCUCCCCCCUGCUCCUGUGUCCUUCGCGGCUGCGCGAGCCCUCACCGGGCAGGGUCUCAGUGUAUCUUUGGUCAAAGAAAAACUUUAGUCUAUAUGUGCUGCCUUGUCCACUGGAAGAAUGACAGAUGACAAAGAUGUGCUUCGAGAUGUGUGGUUUGGACGAAUACCAACUUGUUUUACACUCUAUCAGGAUGAGAUAACCGAAAGAGAAGCGGAACCUUACUAUUUGCUUUUACCAAGAGUAAGUUACUUGACGUUGGUUACUGACAAAGUGAAAAAGCACUUUCAGAAGGUUAUGAGACAAGAAGACAUUAGUGAGAUAUGGUUUGAAUAUGAAGGCACACCACUGAAAUGGCAUUAUCCAAUUGGUUUGCUGUUUGAUCUUCUUGCAUCAAAUACAGCUCUUCCUUGGAACAUCACAGUACAUUUUAAGAGUUUUCCAGAGAAAGAUCUUCUGCAUUGUCCAUCUAAAGAUACAAUUGAAGCCCAUUUUAUGUCUUGUAUGAAAGAAGCUGAUGCUUUAAAGCAUAAAAGUCAAGUCAUCAAUGAAAUGCAGAAAAAGGAUCAUAAACAACUCUGGAUGGGAUUACAAAAUGAUAAAUUUGACCAGUUUUGGGCCAUUAAUCGGAAACUCAUGGAAUAUCCUGCAGAAGAUAAUGGAUUUCGAUACAUACCUUUUAGAAUAUAUCAGGCAACGACUGAGCGACCUUUCAUUCAGAAGUUAUUUCGACCAGUUGCUGCAGAUGGACAAUUGCAUACACUAGGAGAUCUCUUAAAAGAAGUUUGUCCUUCUGCAAUUACUACUGAAGAUGGGAUAAAGAAGAAUCAAAUUAUGAUUCAUGGAAUUGAACCAAUGUUGGAGACACCUUUGCAGUGGCUCAGUGAACAUCUCAGCUACCCUGAUAAUUUUCUUCAUAUUAGUAUCAUACCCCAACCAACAGAUUGAAGGAGAGCCUCUAUUCACCUAAAAAAGAAUGAGCAUCACCCUUAAACUGGAUCAACCAGAGCAUGUCAACCUUUUCCUUAAGUCAGGUUUGGUGGAGGCAACCUGACCAGAAAAACCUCCUUGCUGCAAUGCAAGCCAGACAGGAAAAAAAGAUCCCAUGGCCAGAUAAGGGCAGUUAGGCUGGCCUUACUCUGCAUCACCACUGCUUUCCUCCACUGCCGUCAUUAAACCUCAGCUGCAACAUGAAAGACUUUACAGGACCACUGCAAGUUUUCUGUUUUCUUGUUAAAUAUAAUGAAGCUGAAACUCAGCCUAAGAAGCAGAUGGAAAUAUGUGCCACUUGAAUUGUAUUUCUGAUUAACAAAUAAACAAGGGUAUUUCCUAAUGUGACCAUCUUUGAACUUUAGAUAGAGGGAGUGGAAACAUUGGUUUAAUUUUCAAGAGAAUUAGACUUAAGAAAGUAAAAAAGAAAUUCUGUUAUCAAUAACUUGCAGUAAUUUUUUGUAAAAGAUCAGAUUACAGUAAACCCAUCUUUCCUUAAUGAGAAUUUCCUAUGUUUACAGUAUGUAUUGGUAUGCAAACGAUCUUUUAACUUUGAUAAUGAGCAGUGAGAUUUUUAAAUAAAACCUCUAAACAUGUUUUGUCAUUUAAUAACAUGUACGAUUUUGUCGCUUUCAAAUAUUUUCUGACUUGUAUAUAGCAGAUCACUGUUUAUACUGUAUGUGUUACCAUUCAGACAGGUCUUCAAUGGCAUGGUGAUAGGCUGGGACAACUUGUCGGUUAGAGAAUUUCUUGCUCCCAGUUUUUAUAUCUUUAUGUGAAAAUAUUUUCUUUAUUUGAUAACACCAUACACCAGUGUUAAAGUUUAUCAUUGCUAUUUUAUUUAUCCCCUUAGACUGAGUCCGUCACAUUUUGGUAUGAUCAACAGAUGCAUUGGAUACUUUGGCCUACUGGAAAGCUCAUUCUUUUCCAGGCUAUUUACCCUGUCUCUGACUGUAAUGUUUUUAAUGUGGUCCCCUGGCAGUCAGCUUGUAAAGUUUAAACAUGACAUAUCCUUCCUUGCA